Molecule: messenger RNA, 1820 nt
Organism: Thrips palmi
Lineage: Eukaryota; Metazoa; Arthropoda; Insecta; Thysanoptera; Thripidae
Gene: Dh31-R
Product: calcitonin receptor
Exons: 11
Coding region: 40-1236 (398 amino acids)
Biological process (GO): cell surface receptor signaling pathway; adenylate cyclase-modulating G protein-coupled receptor signaling pathway
Cellular component (GO): plasma membrane
Molecular function (GO): G protein-coupled peptide receptor activity
Source: RefSeq, a predicted model, not a curated record
CGAGGCUGGGACGGCCGUGCCGCCGCACCGCACGCCACAAUGCGGGAACAACACCGCCAGAUCUACAACAUCACGGAAGGCAUCCGGAGGAACUGCGAGGCCAACAUCAGCGACGCCGCCCAGGCGCGGAGCGGCGACUCGAGGCCGAUGUGCCCCGGCGUCUUCGACAGCUGGGUCUGCUGGCCGGACACCGAGGCCAACACCUCGGCCGUCAUGCCGUGCCCCUACUUCAUCAUCGGCUUCGACCCCAAGUUGAACGCUCACAGGGACUGCCUCUCGAACGGGUCGUGGUUCCGCCACCCGGAGACGGGGAACGAGUGGUCGAACUACACCACGUGUAUAAACUACGACGACUUAGCGUUUAGAAAUAGUAUCAUUUUAAUAAACGAGUUAGGAUAUUCCAUUUCACUCUUCGCACUAUUACUGUCCCUCGGCAUCUUAUUCUAUUUCAAGGCACUGCGGUGCACCCGGAUAACGCUGCACAUGAACCUCUUCGGCUCCUUCGCCAUCAACUGCACGGGCUGGCUGCUGUUCUACGGCAUCGUCGUGCCCAACUCCAACAGCAUCCUGAACCACAACCCGGAGUGGUGCCAGCUGCUGCACGUGGUCACGCACUACUUCCUGCUGUCCAACUACUGCUGGAUGCUGGCGGAGGGCCUGUACCUGCACACGGUGCUGGUGAACGCGUUCGGCGCCGAGGAGCGCCUCGUCAAGUGGCUGUACCUGCUGGGCUGGGCCGUGCCGCUGCCCAUCAUCGUGGUGUACGGCGUGAUGCGCGGCCUCGACCCGGACGCGCGCCAGCGCUGCUGGAUGGACGACACCAUGUACAACUUCAUCAUGGCCGUGCCCGUGUGCUUCUCGCUCGUCCUCAACUUCGUCUUCCUGCUCAACAUCGUGCGCGUGCUGUGGAGCAAGCUGCGGGCGGGUCCGAUGGUGGGCUCGCACUCGGAGCGGCCGUCGCGGACCCUGCUGCAGGCCGUGCGCGCCACGCUGCUGCUGCUGCCGCUGCUGGGGCUGCAGUACCUGGUGACGCCGUUCCGCCCCGACACGGGCUCCAUGUGGGAGCGCUUCCACGAGGUGGUCUCGGCCUUCUUCACCUCCUUCCAGGGCUUCGCGGUCGCAACUCUGUUUUGCUUUUGCAACGGCGAGGUGCUGGCGCAAAUGAGGAGGCGAAUGGAUUUCGUAUUUCAGAGACGGAGGGCCAAUUCCUAUACCGCCACCACCGUCUCGCUUUGAGACUUACUAACAUCUGUCUGCGUCGUUAGAGUGCGUUUUUUUUUUCUUCUUCCGCCGGCCUUUUUGGCGGCUGCAAAGCUUGGUCUGCGGCCCGCUCUUUAGUUCGGCACAAACACCUCGUCCUCCUUCCUUUAGCAUAAUCCCUUUGAGUGUGGCGCCUGCCUGCUAGCGGCGGUGCGGUUGUCGCGCUUAUCGCCAGCUCGGCCAGCCCCACAGGCAGCCAGCCAGCCAGUCUCGGCAAAGACCGGCCAGCCUGCACGGGCCGACGGGGCGGACGCCCCCCAUUCAUAGCGCUUCUCAUACAACUGGCAGGUCGCUGCCUUGCUGCCCGCCCCGCUCUGUAGAUAAGAAACGGAACCGCUGCCGGUGAGCAUCUGCGACAGUGUAUACGACUAGCGUAACCCUACACCGUUGUGCCCCAAAAGGAACCAGAAAACCAACAACAAGAACUCGGCAUUGCAUCCGCUCUGCUUGGCUGCGCACUGCGCCCUUUGCUUCCUUUAAUGAUCCCCCCGUCGUGGCUCGCGACGCUGCGGCGUGCCCGCCUGGCCCUGGGUAACUGCGCACGCGUGCGCGCCUCUCUG